AUGUUUCUAAAAGUGUACAUUAACUUUUAUUCUAUCCAGUUUAAAAACAGCUGUUCUUUGUCCUUAAUAAGAUGGUUUUGUUUGACAGCACCAAUACUUCUGGCCUUAGUAGCAGGAGAAGCAGCUGGGAUCAUGGAAAAUAUCAGUGAUGAUGUUAUAGUCGGACGUUGUUUAGCCAUUCUCAAAGGGAUAUUUGGAAGUAGUGCAGUUCCACAGCCAAAGGAAACUGUUGUGAGUCGGUGGCGUGCUGAUCCAUGGGCCCGUGGUUCUUACUCUUAUGUAGCAGCUGGUUCUUCUGGGAAUGAUUAUGACUUAAUGGCUCAACCAAUUACUCCAGGUCCUGCCAUUCCUGGAGCACCUCAGCCUAUCCCUCGCUUGUUCUUUGCUGGUGAGCACACCAUCAGGAAUUAUCCAGCUACAGUUCAUGGAGCUCUCCUGAGUGGUUUGAGAGAGGCAGGACGUAUUGCUGAUCAGUUCCUUGGUGUCAUGUACAAUAUACCUCGUCAACCCACCACUGGGGGUCCUGCACCAACCAUGUAG
Molecule: messenger RNA, 540 nt
Organism: Staurois parvus
Lineage: Eukaryota; Metazoa; Chordata; Amphibia; Anura; Ranidae
Source: the annotation of a GenBank genome assembly